Saccoglossus kowalevskii is the source of this 871-nucleotide messenger RNA. Its product is annotated as proprotein convertase subtilisin/kexin type 9-like. NCBI's taxonomy places the organism in Eukaryota, Metazoa, Hemichordata, Enteropneusta, Harrimaniidae. The record is from RefSeq and is a predicted model, not a curated record.
AUGAAUACUCUCUACUUCGUUAUCUGUGUGGCGGUAGUCGCUGAUCUCAGUACGUUUUCUACCGCACAAGUAUGUGAUAGACUGUGUGUUACAAGAACUGGAUUAAAGUCUGGUACGGAUGAGGAUUCUAUAUCCGAAGUUACGUGUGAAGACGGUAAAUUUCUAACAGGAUGCUCUAGCUACUCAGAAGACAGUAGUGAGCGAGCUGGCGAACAAAUUAAAAAAGCUAGUAAUGGUAAAUUGGGCUGUAUUGCCACAAAUGGUGAAAAUGGAUUAGGUACACGUGCCUAUGCUCGUUGCUGCAAAUGGCCCCAUAUGAGUUGCAAAUAUGUCAACGGCAACAAAUCCUCAACCCCUGAUGAUGGCGGGAGUAUGGCAUUUUGUCCAGACAACAUAAAUUGCUUUGAUACCUUUGUUACAGGUUGUUCACUCAGGUCCCCGUGGAAAGGUCUGACUGGAGCAAAGCCUAUGAUGCCUAACUACUGUCUUGGUUAUAAUGAAAAUGUGAAUAAAGGUCUCUGGGUUAGUUCUGCGUGUUGUUCCGCUUCCAACUUCAACUGUAAUACGAAAUCUGUCCAGACUGGAACUGUUGAGGGUGAUAAAGCAAUAGUAGGAUGUGACGAUGGUUGGAUACUAACCGGUUGUUCUGUGCGAAACCCAAACCAUCCUACACGCGGAGCCUACAUUGAUGAUGAUGACAACUGUGUGGCCGUUAAUGGAGCAGAUGGAAAAGCAAUUUGGGCCAUAGCCGUAUGCUGUAAAGACACGUAUUAGAAGCAUAUUACAACGAUGAAAUAUUAAAUGUAUUUGGUUUGUUGAUGUAACGGGUUUACAAUGGUGGUGGGAACUCAAAAUAUAAUGUUAACAACUU